CAUACAUUCAUGGGCAAAAAAUGGCAAACACGGCGGCGACACGGACGAUAGAGAUACGCAGCUGAUUACGUCCACCAAAAUGUUUAUUGAUCUUCCCAAGAAGAACGGUUCAAGAUUUCUCGUUUGUCAUUAUCAGCCAUGAAUGAAACAAAGCCCUCAAAUUCUGCCUUGUAUGUAUAUACGAAAAUUGUAAAAUUCAUUUCAAACAGUUGUUUACUUUAUUAUAUUCAACGCGUAGUAAUAAUAGUAUUUAAGAUCUUAAAAGAAGAAAUUAAGAAACCCCAUAGUGGGGAUUCCUUUCCUUUGUUGCCUUUGCCUUGCCUUUCCCUUCACUUUUUCUUUUAUUCCUUGUCAUUUCAACUUUAAGAAGAAAUUAGUUAUUAGAUUUGGGUUUCAUUUCUUGUUUAAUUCUCUCUCAAACUCUCCGGUCAGGUAAUUUUCUUUUUCUUUUUAGAGAAUUGAAAAAAAAGAAGAUAUCAGAUAUGGCAGAAGAACAUAGAUGUAAAGCACCGCCACAAUGUGCAAACAAUUGUGGAUUCUUCGGAAACCCAGCAACCCAAAAUCUUUGUUCUCAAUGUUACCGCCAUCUCCAGCACCUUAAAGAACAAGGAUCUUCCUCUGCUGCCAAACAAGCUUUUAAUCAAGCCCUCCUCCCUUCCUUUUCUUCUUCAUCAUCGUCGUUUUCGGUUUCCUUGGCGGUGAAGCAUGAACCGUUGGCGGAAACCAAGGAAGAGGUGGUUCAAGCGGAGGUUCAGGUCCACGUUCAAGUUCGACCUAACAGAUGCAUGACUUGCAAGAAGCGCGUGGGGCUGACGGGGUUCAAGUGCAGGUGUGGGAUGGUGUUUUGUGGCACCCAUAGGUACCCUGAAAAUCAUGGUUGUAGUUUCGAUUUCAAAGGGAUGGGAAAACAACAGAUUGCCAAAUCGAAUCCGGUUGUCAAAGGCGAGAAGCUUCAGAAAAUCUAAAGGAAAAAGGGGAUUGUUUGUGAUUGUGUUAUGGAUGGUCUCGCCGGCCGUUGGUGCUUGUAAUAUGACAUACAUUCAAAUGGUAUUUUAAUCUUAAUGCGGGUGCUGAUUUCCAAUUGGUUUGUUGGUUGCUUUUGCAAGGAAUUAUUCCAAUAAUGAAAGAAAACUGCUCCCUAAUAAUUCAUACUA
This is a messenger RNA of Gossypium raimondii (Peruvian cotton), 1154 nucleotides long. RefSeq names its product zinc finger A20 and AN1 domain-containing stress-associated protein 3. Lineage: Eukaryota; Viridiplantae; Streptophyta; Magnoliopsida; Malvales; Malvaceae. The transcript has a single exon. The record is from RefSeq and is a predicted model, not a curated record. Gene Ontology annotation, molecular function: zinc ion binding; DNA binding. The coding region runs from base 483 to 965 and encodes 160 amino acids.